Molecule: messenger RNA, 780 nt
Organism: Acanthosepion pharaonis
Lineage: Eukaryota; Metazoa; Mollusca; Cephalopoda; Sepiida; Sepiidae
Source: the annotation of a GenBank genome assembly
AUGAAUCCAUAUAAGACGCCAUUUUCUCUCUCUCUUUUUCGCUCACUCUCACUCUUUCUCUCAUUCUACUUCUCUCUUUGUUUCUGUCUCUCUCUCUCUGUUUCUAUCUGUUUCUUUCUCUCUUUCUCUUUCUUCUCUUUCUCCGUCUUUCUCUCUGCUUCUCUCUCUCUCUCUCUCUCUCUCUCUAUUACUUCUCUCUAUUUCUCUCGUUUUCCCUCUGUUUCUGUUUCUCUCUUUGUUUCAUGUUCUCUCUUUCUCUCUCUCUCUUCUCUUUCUCCGUCUUUCUCUCUGCUUCUCUCUCUCUCUCUCUAUUACUGUUUUCCACUCUCUCUCUCUAUGUUUCUGGCUCUAUCUCUCUUUCUCUCUUUUGUUCUCUCUUUCUUUCUCUCUUUUCUCUCUCUCUUCUCUUUCUCCGUCUUUCUCACUGUUUCUCUCUGUCUAUUGCUGUUUUUCUUUUGGCCUCUCUGUCUCUAUCUAUCUCUUUUUCUCUCUGUUUCCUUUUCUCUCUCUGUUUCAUGUUCUUUCUCUCUCUCUCUCUCUCUCUCUGUGUGUUUCUCUAAUUCUUCCCCUCUCUUUGUCGCUGCUUCUUUUUCUCGCACACAUUCAAUACUUCUCUCUUUUUUCAUUUCUCUCUUUCUCCGUUUCUCUCUCUCUCUGCUUUUUUCACUCUCUUUCUGUUUUUCUCUUUCUUUUUGUUCAUCUCUCUCUCAGUUUCUCUCUCUCCCUCUCCCCUUUCUCUCCUCUCUCUCUCUCUUUCUCUCAUACACACACACAAAAUAG